CGGCUGAUGAGUCGGUUCCUGCUCGGUGCCCGCCUGCGCCGCGGAGAGUCCUCGCCUCCCUUGGCGGCUGCGGUUCCUAUAGGGACGGAGGGGAGCGCGGCCUGCUGCCGGCGGAGCCGCCUCAGGGGCUGAGCCCCUGGCACCAGGUAAUUAUUUCAAGAUGCCUGGGGGUUCAGUGAUUUCGUUCAACUGUGUGGAUUCUUCUCUAUCGUCUCUGAAAAACUGCCAGUCAUACAUAAACACUGGGAUGGAUAUUGCUACUAAUGUUGCUCUUGACCUUGUGGAAAAUUGCAAUGAUGUAGAGGAGGUUAACAGUAUGGAGAGUGUGAUGCUAGAAUAUGCUGCAAUGGACAGAGAGCUAAACCAUUAUAUGCAAGCAGUUGAAGCUACGGUACAGCAGAUAAAACGAGACAAACCAGAAAAUAUACCAGAUCUAAAAGAUUUAGUAAAAAAAAAAUUCACUGCAUUGGAAAGCAAAAACGAUGACUCAGAUUUGCAAAGAAAUGAAAAAUAUAUACAUUUUAUGGAACAGCUUAAAAGAAUGAGAAAACAGUUUGGUCCCCGGUCAAAUACUGAUGCAAAUGAGUCCAUUGAACAAAUAGAUGAAGAUAUAGCAGUGACUCAAAGUCAGAUUAACUUUAUUUGUCCAAUCACACAGAUGGAAAUGCAAAAGCCAGUUCGAAAUAAAGUCUGUGGCCAUACCUACGAAGAAGAAGCCAUUCUAAAAAUUAUACAGCGUCGAGAAAAUCAAAAGAAAAAGGCAUGCUUUCUCCUGGGUCAACUCCUCAGAUGUGGUUAAAGGUCUCGAGAGUCUCCUCAUGUCCAGAUUUCACAAUAAAAUGUUUGACUUGUAAAUACUGAAAACACGAGACCUUUGUAUUUACAUUAUUGCCUACCUCUUGGUGUGACUUCAGAUCAGGACCCAGAAACAGCUGUCCGAAUUGAGAAAUCUCAGCACUUACUGACAAUGAAUGGUCUCUUUGAUAUUUCCUAGGGCUAAAUUCCUGAUAGAAAAUGCUACAUUAAUUAACAAACUUUUGAGUACUUGACCUGCAACCUUUAAUGUAGGGGUAUUUUUGAUGUAAUCAUAUGGUAUGUUAGAAGUACACAUGACAACAAUAACAAGGGUUUGCUCUAACUACAUUUAGAAAGGUCACUUAGGCACGCUACAUGUAACUCUUAAGUUCUGCGUAGAUCUGUCUGUUUAAAAUGAGCUGAGUUGAUGUGUAAUUAACAUUUGUUCUGGAAAUACAGAAUCGGUUUUUGAAAUACCACAACCUGCUAGGUCUAUAGAAAGCAUUCAGACCUACUCUCUCAAGCUCCCAGCUGGAGUAAACCAUUUUCUGUUGUGCUGCUACAUGAUUGCAUUCUUCACAGUGGUGUUCCAUUGGGAGCAAACAUUCCU
Molecule: messenger RNA, 1405 nt
Organism: Gopherus flavomarginatus (Mexican gopher tortoise)
Lineage: Eukaryota; Metazoa; Chordata; Testudines; Testudinidae
Gene: NSMCE2
Product: NSE2 (MMS21) homolog, SMC5-SMC6 complex SUMO ligase
Exons: 7
Coding region: 161-799 (212 amino acids)
Biological process (GO): protein sumoylation; double-strand break repair via homologous recombination; protein ubiquitination
Cellular component (GO): Smc5-Smc6 complex; nucleus
Molecular function (GO): SUMO ligase activity; ubiquitin-protein transferase activity; zinc ion binding
Source: RefSeq, a predicted model, not a curated record